Rotaria sp. Silwood1 is the source of this 1854-nucleotide messenger RNA. The record is from the annotation of a GenBank genome assembly. Lineage: Eukaryota; Metazoa; Rotifera; Eurotatoria; Philodinida; Philodinidae.
AUGUUUCUUGUUUUUCGUGCAAGACUUCAAACACUUAAUUGUCGACUUAAUGAAGCAAUUCGAACAUAUGAACACGCAAUUCAUUGUCAAAGUGAUUGGAAAAAUCUUCAUCAUAUUGCCUACUGGGAAAUACUUUGGUGUCAUGUCCUUCAACGUCAAUGGAAAGAAGCAAUUAAUACGGCUCAAAUUCUUCUUACAGAAAAUAAUUGGAGUAAAGCAACAUCUUGUUAUCUUUUAGCAACAUUUCAAUUUGAAGAUAAUAAUGCUGUUGCAACAAAUGAAAUAAUUCUAUUAUAUAAACGUGUACCAGAAUUAAAAAUUCGUCUGGCAGGUAAAUCAAUUCCAUUGGAAAAAUAUGCAAUAAAACAAUGUGAACAUUUUCUUGUACAAAAAUGGCUUUUCUUACCAGCAUUGGAAUUAGUUUAUCUUAUGAACGGUUUUUAUAUACUUGCUCAUGAUCAUAACAAAUUACAAGAGACUCUUAAUAUUGUGAAUAAUGCAUUAAAAGAUCUGGAACUUAAUCAUCAAAAUGAUCAAUUCUAUGCUGAUAGUUAUGGUUCCGGUCUAUUACUUCGUGGUGUUCUUUUUCAUUUUCUUCAUCGAUAUGAUGAAGCUCAUCAAGAUUUUGAUGAAAUAAUUAAUAUGACAAAACAAUUUGAUGAAAAAUCUUUAUUACCACCGAAUGCAGUAUUCGAAAAAGCAAUGAUUUAUCUUGAUUUGAAACAAAAACAAAAAACGAAUGAAUAUUUACAAAAAUCAAUAAAUGAUUAUAAAGAUUAUCAACUUGAGUCUCGUCUUCAUUUUCGUAUAAAUGCAGCAAUGCAGACAGUGAAACAAAUGGAUAAUGAUUUAAAUAAAAAAACUAUUUUCAUAAAUAAAAAAAGAAUUGAUUAUUUAUUGACAUUACUUGAGAGUUUAAAUUUUGAUUUAAUCUAUUUGGCAUGGUUAUGGACAUUAUUUAAACCCUUAUGUCUUUUACUGUUAUCAUUAUUUCUUUUGCCAGCAGCUAUACUCUUAUUUGUAUACGGUUCCUCAUUAUUUUGUUUAAUCUAUAAACAUUGGAAUCGAUUAAAAGUAGGUGAGACUGCAUAUUCAGAUGAUCUGUGGUAUGGUGCAUUAAAAACAUUGGCUAUCUUAUGGGAAUUACAAGGAAAUAUAUGGCAUGGUUAUGAAGUCGAAGGAUUAGAACAUAUUCCUACAAAAGGACCAGUUCUUAUUGUUUUUUAUCAUGGAGCAUUACCAAUUGAUUUCUAUUAUUUAUUUGCUAAAGUUUGGCUUUAUCGUAAUCGACGUGUACGUGUUGUUGCAGAUAAAUUUGUAUUUAAAAUACCUGGUCUUGGUACUCUUCUUGAAGCAUUAGGAAGUCAACCAGCAACAUCAGGAAUAUGCAAAUCAAUGCUUGAAGAAGGUCAUGUACUUGCUAUUUCACCUGGUGGUGUUCGUGAAGCUCUUUUCAGUGAUCAUAAUUAUCGUCUAAUAUGGAAAGAAAGACGAGGCUUUGCAAAAGUUGCAAUUGAAUCUAAAGCUACAAUCAUUCCAAUGUUUACGAAAAAUUGUCGAGAAGCUGCAUGUGCUUUGACAGUCGGCCGUCGUGUUUUAAGAUAUAUUUAUGAAAAAACUCGAUUACCAAUUGUUCCAAUCUAUGGAAUAUUUCCAGUUAAACUUAUUACUUAUCUUGGAGAACCUAUUCCAUAUGAUCCUGAUGUAACAACAGAAAUUCUUGCUGUCCAAGUGAAAAAAGGAAUUGAAAAAUUAAUCGAAAUUCAUCAACGACGACCUGGUAGUAUAACGCAAGCUAUUCUCGAUCGAUUUAGCUGGUUUCCAAUGAAACGAAUGAAAACGAAGAUUGAAUAA